Pseudoliparis swirei is the source of this 1317-nucleotide messenger RNA. RefSeq names its product glutamine amidotransferase class 1 domain containing 1 (gene gatd1). NCBI's taxonomy places the organism in Eukaryota, Metazoa, Chordata, Actinopteri, Perciformes, Liparidae. The transcript is spliced from 6 exons. The record is from RefSeq and is a predicted model, not a curated record. The coding region runs from base 108 to 842 and encodes 244 amino acids.
UUCCUCCUCGCGGAUUUCUCUUGAAUGAUUUCACCCACAAUUAUCUUCUUAUUCGUUUCAAACAAGCUACAUCUAUUUAUUAGUGAGGGAACACGAAGAUAAAUGAAAUGUCUGCAAAACCCACGUGUUUGAUUGUGGCGAGUGCGUCUCCUCAAGGUGUGUCAGCGACGUCAUUCCAUCAGUCCUUCAGCCUUUGUGCCUCCGUGUUUAAUCUGCAGACAGCCACACCUGGGGGGAAGCCAAUAGACUUUGUAGGAGUUGAUGAAAGCACUGCUCGAUGGGUGCAGGACUUCAACCUGAAACCCUACGCAACACCCGCCAAACUUGAAUCUAUAGAUGGUGCUCGGUACCAGGUGCUGCUCAUCCCGGACUGUCCCGGAGCGCCGAAUGACCUGGCACACAGCGGCUCCCUGCACCGCAUCCUCACACACUUCAUCUCUCACCAAAAGCCUGUUUGUGCAGUGGGACAAGGCGUGUCGGCGCUGUGCUGUGCCACUGAGGGACAGCGGUGGAUCUUCAAUGGCUACAGCUUAACAGGGCCGUCAGUGUUUGAACUGGUGCGGAGACCUGACUUUGCCAACCUGCCCUUGGUUGUGGAAGACUUUGUGAAAGACAGUGGUGGAUCAUACACAGGUGAGCUGACCUGCACUGACAAUUUGGUAAAUACUUAUUUGGCGUUAAAAAAAAUUACAAAAAUCCUUUCAUGUGUAUGUCUUCGUUUUUCAGCAAGUCAAGAAGAUGCUGUGCAUGUCGUGAUAGACAGACACUUAAUAACUGGCCAGAAUAUGCAGUCAACCUCACUUGCUGUAAAUAACCUAAUCCUGCUCUCCAGUGCAAAAUAAGAACAGAAACAAAUUAACAUCAGGAGCAUUCAAAUUCAACUGUUUAGUUGUUCGACAUUUAUAUUCAUGUAAUUAAACAAACGUUCAUCUCGGAUGCUGGGUAAGAACUGAUGUUUGGCAACAUUGUAAAUACAACUUCUCAAUGCUGUUAUUAUGAACAUAAUCAAAUAUCAAAAGCAGAUGCAGUUUUGAGGAAGUCAGAAGGAUUCACAGCAAGCAAAGCUGCACCCAAGAGUAGAAAUAUGUGUGUGCACAAAAGAACAGAUUUUUUGGGAUUUGGACUGAGGAGAGGCUGCUGAUGUCUGGUCAGUGAACGAGAGAGAAAAUAACCUUUCAUUUCAACGUUAUAGAUAUUGAUUAUCAUGCACCCUCUGUUGAUGAAGGGAGAUGAGUCACUGCACUUUGACUAAACUGUACAAAUUGAAUUGUUUUCCACAAUACCAUCAAUGAUGAGGAAUAAAAACAUACUGAAGUA